UUUACACAACGUUUACAUUUAUUUAUUUUUAAUGUAUGUAUGUAUUUCAAUCCAAGUUAGGUUUGUUUGAAUUAGGAAGCAAUAUGGCGACUCCCAUGGAUGCAGCAAACCAUGCUCUAUGACUCAGACACAAAAGUGAACUGCCUCAAAACCAGAUGAGUCCGAAAUCGCUUUUUUUUAUUACAUUUCGCUUUUGUCUACAAACGAAACCCAAACAACAGAGUACAGAAAAGCAAAGCUUUAAUAGAAGACACUCAGCUGUAUGUCACAGUUAGCUACUCAAGGUUAUCUUCCAAGACUGUUGUUGCGCUUGGAUUACACUAGAGAGUGAUGUUGCCGCAUGAAGCUUGAACUAGAUCGCCCCUGACCAUGAAUGGAUUGCAGAUUGUUUUGCUUUCCUCUGCCUUGGAUUCAUUUGUCACAGCGGUGUAGCGAUUGUGAUACUCUGAGAUUCAAUCAUGAGGGUCCCCACAAACAAACUCCAGCAGAUGGCCAUUUAUACCACCUUGUUGACUGGAGCUGGCUGUGGCACCAUGUAUUACCUAAUGCAAAAGAGCUUUUCCAGAUCAGACUACCACAGUCUAGCCCUGGAGAAACUGAAGGCCAACCAGUCAGCCAUGGACCGUCUAGGAGCCCCACCCCUGAAGGUCCACAACAUUCAUCUGUCUGACCGGUACAACCGCGUGGAACCCUACACUGCUCAGAUCAAAAUCCCAGUGACAGGUUCUAAAGAUGGUGGUUACCUCUACACAACCUCAGUGAGAGACCCACAAACCCUUGGGUGGAAUUUAACACAGGCAGUGCUGCAGCUUAGAGAGGGUCAGAGUAUUGACCUUCUCACAUCCACGUUAACAGAUAAGAAAGAAGGACUUGACACAGACAACUGGUCUUCAUAAUAUACCCAAUGUCAUUCCUUCAGCACCCCACUGGACCUUGUUUCUGACGAAGGGCAUGCACACGUUAGCCCGAGUGCCUGUCUCUUUAGCUAAAAGUCUUUGUUACAUGACAUUGAGUAAAGGGGGUGGAAUGUAAACAGCCUUCUGGUUUAAAAUCAGGCACAGAAAUGUAAUUGCUUUGACA
Messenger RNA from Esox lucius (northern pike), 1080 nucleotides. Its product is annotated as cytochrome c oxidase assembly factor 1 homolog. The record is from RefSeq and is a predicted model, not a curated record. The coding region runs from base 459 to 896 and encodes 145 amino acids. Lineage: Eukaryota; Metazoa; Chordata; Actinopteri; Esociformes; Esocidae. The transcript is spliced from 5 exons. Gene Ontology annotation, cellular component: mitochondrial inner membrane. Gene Ontology annotation, biological process: mitochondrial respiratory chain complex IV assembly; mitochondrial respiratory chain complex I assembly.